CCAUAUCUAUAUCUAUAUCCAAAAUACAAUACUACAGGUACACUCCGUUUCCUCCCUCUCUCUAUAUAUACACCUACUAGUACUAGUGUGAUUCUGUAAUUACUUGUUAUCCACUCGAUCGUUUUAUCUCUCUCUGACGCAAAACUAAUAAUGGCCGGCGGAGGUGUUAUUGCUCCGGCUGGAAAGGCCGGUAAGGUCUACCCUGGUAAACUCACCUCAACUGUAAUCACCACAUGCAUCAUUGCAGCCACUGGAGGCUUAAUCUUCGGUUAUGAUCUCGGAAUUUCAGGUGGAGUUACGUCGAUGGAUUCAUUCUUGGAGAAGUUUUUUCCUUCUGUAUAUGAGAAGGAGACAUCGAUUACGCAAUCGGAUAACCAGUACUGCAAGUUUAAUAGCCAGAUAUUGACUUUGUUUACAUCGUCCUUAUAUAUAGCUGCUCUUGUUUCAUCGAUUGGUGCUUCGGUUAUAACUCGAAUUUUGGGAAGAAGGGUUAGUAUGUUUUUGGGUGGACUGCUUUUUGCGGUUGGGGCACUAUUUAAUGGCUUCGCUAGUAAGGUCUGGAUGCUUAUUGUUGGUCGGUUGUUACUUGGUGCCGGCAUUGGCUGUGCCAAUCAGUCUGUGCCGAUUUAUCUAUCAGAAGUUGCACCAUCCAAGUACAGAGGUGCUCUAAACAUGAUGUUCCAAUUUUCAAUAACAAUUGGAAUUCUCAUUGCCAAUCUUUUAAACUAUUUCUUUUCAAAGAUUCAUGGAGGUUGGGGCUGGCGUUUGAGUUUAGGGCUUGCAAUAGUUCCGGCAGUAAUAAUUAUGAUAGGAUCAUUGAUCCUACCUGAGACUCCAAAUUCCUUGAUUGAGCGUGGUUACUUGGAUAAAGCUAAGCAAAAACUAAUCAAACUGCGUGGAAUUUCCAAUGUUGAUGAAGAAUUUAACGAUUUAAUAGCAGCUAGUGAGGAAUCCAAGGCUGUUAAUCGCCCAUGGAAGGCCAUACUUAGGCGAAAGUACAGACCUCAGCUUGUUAUGGCUAUUUGCAUUCCUAUGUUUCAACAACUCACUGGCAUGAAUGUUAUUGUUUUUUAUGCUCCUGUGUUGUUUAGAACCAUUGGUUUUAAAAGCACAGCUUCACUUAUGUCUGCUUUAAUCACUGGUAUUGUCAAUGCUCUAGCUACCUUGGUUUCAAUUUUCACAGUAGAUCGGUAUGGGAGAAGAACUCUUUUCCUUGAGGGUGGAGCUCAAAUGUUCAUUUGCCAGGUUAUUGUAACGGCGGCCAUAGCAGCCAAGUUUGGAGUUAACGGAAAUCCAGGAGACUUGCCAAUGUGGUACGCAGUUAUAGUGGUGCUAGUGAUAUGCAUAUAUGUAGCUGGGUUUGCAUGGUCUUGGGGUCCGCUUGGGUGGCUGGUGCCCAGUGAAAUUUUCCCAUUGGAGGUCCGAUCUGCAGCUCAAAGUAUAAACGUAUCAGUGAACAUGAUCUUCACCUUCAUAAUUGCACAAAUCUUCACUUUAAUGCUUUGCCAUAUGAAGUUUGGAUUGUUCAUUUUCUUCGCCAUAUGUGUGCUUAUAAUGAGCACCUUCAUUUACUUCUAUUUACCUGAGACCAAAGGAGUGCCUAUUGAGGAAAUGGUGUCUGUGUGGAAGAAUCAUCCUCGUUGGAGAAAAUAUUUUGAUGACGAUGAAGAUGGACCUACCAGAGGCAAAGUUGAAUUAGUUUAUAAUUUUUAGGGUAUUAGAUUUAUUAGUAAGCAAAGUAAUAUAUUUAUUUAAGAAUAUGUAGAUCUUUUAUGGAACUGAAAAUAUGUUUUAGAUAUUUUCAGAUAUGUUAAAUGUGAUUAGCAAUAUGUUUAUUUUAUAUUAGAUUUUUUGUC
Molecule: messenger RNA, 1856 nt
Organism: Jatropha curcas
Lineage: Eukaryota; Viridiplantae; Streptophyta; Magnoliopsida; Malpighiales; Euphorbiaceae
Product: sugar carrier protein C
Biological process (GO): monosaccharide transmembrane transport
Cellular component (GO): membrane
Molecular function (GO): monosaccharide transmembrane transporter activity
Source: RefSeq, a predicted model, not a curated record